AUGUCUGCAGCUACCAACAGUCCUUUGAAAAAGACUGAAUUCAAGUAUAAAAUUGGGAAGAUCAAACAGAUGCCAACGGUUCAGAUGGACCUUAAUACUAAUUUAAGUUACAUUGAGCUGAAUGCAAGGAAGAAUGAAACUAUAUAUGGGUGUACUAUGUUUAAAAAUCAUUAUAAAGAAGAGAAAAAAUUAGGCCAAGGUACCUUUGGUGCCGUUUAUAAGGGAAUACAUUUGGAAACGCAGAGGCAGGUCGCCAUGAAGAGAAUAAUAAUGCCUCAGGAAAGUGACUUAUUUCCAAUUACAGCUCAGCGUGAAAUUACUAUUCUUAGGAAACUAAAUAACAAGCACAUUGUAAAAUUAAUAGAGAUGGUUUAUGAUACUGCACCAGAACCAAGCAAUAGCAACGCAAACUAUUCUAAUAAUGCUAAAGACCCAUCACUUCUAAAUAAGUCUUUUUAUAUGAUUUUGCCUUAUAUGAUAGCGGAUUUAUCUGGUCUUUUGCAUAACCCUAGAAUCACUCUACCCGUUAAUGAAGUAAAGAAUAUGAUGCUUCAAUUACUAGAAGGUAUAAAUUACCUUCACUGUGAAAAAUAUAUGCAUAGAGAUAUAAAAACUGCAAACAUUUUAAUUGAUCAUACUGGGACAUUGAAAUUAGCUGACUUUGGUUUGGCCAGAAUGUAUUAUGGGACGCCGCCAAAUUUGAAAUAUCCAGGUGGUGCUGGUAUAGGGGCUAAGUAUACCGGGGUUGUUGUAACUAGAUGGUAUAGAGCACCAGAGUUGGUUUUAGGUGAUAAACAAUACACUACUGCUGUCGAUUUAUGGGGUAUUGGAUGUGUUUUUGCGGAAUUCUUUGAAAAGAAACCUAUCUUACAGGGCAAUUCUGACAUCGACCAAGGUCAUGUCAUAUUCAAAUUAUUAGGCACACCAACUAAAGAAUCUUGGGAUAUGGCGGCUUACUUGCCUGGUGCAGAAUUGCUGAGAACAAGUUAUCCAGAAACGUUAAGUGAACGUUUUGGUAAGUUUUUAACUGCAACCGGAUUAGAUUUUUUGAGGAGUUUACUAUCAUUGAAUCCAUAUAAAAGAUUGACAGCAAUGUCAGCUUUACAACAUCCAUUUUUUAAAGAAGAGCCCUUGCCGUCUAAACAUUUAACUUGCUUAACUGAAGAAAGUCACGAAUCUGAUAUAAAAAGAUAUAAGGAAGAAAUGCAUCAGUCUCUUUCGCAGAGAGUUCCAACAGCUCCGAAGGGUCAUAUAAAUGAAAAAGGAAUGGAAAAAGGAAAACAGAUAUCACAGUCAAGUGAUAUAAAUGCUCCUGAACGAUAUUAUGCUGAAAACACAUUUAAUAAUAAUAACAACAACUUUUCUAAUUCAAGAUCUACAUAUCCGAACCAAUCAAAUCCUAAUUACAGAUCUCAAACUUAUAAAGGUAACCAAAACAGAUACAAUAAUAACGGACCCAAUAAUAUGAAUAAAAACAAUAAACAUUAUAAUCAGUACAAUACCGAUUCGCGUCAAUAUAGCAACAACAACAAGAUGAGUAACCUGCCUAAUAGUAGAUCAAGAUAUCAAAAAUCUGAUCCACAUGCUAAUGAUAGAAACCCUGCAACUUAUAAUAGGCACACCCAAAAAGCUAGUUCUGGAAAUUAUUCUAAUGCCAUUUCUGGUAGAAUCAACCAAUAUAAUAACACAUACAGAAGAGACCACGAAGAAAGCAACAUUGAAUCCAGAACAAAUAAAAUUUCCUCGACGAUUAGUCGGGACGAUAGUAAACAUGAGAACAGACAAUCUCACACAAGGAUCAAUCAAAAUUCAAAACCAUACAAUAAAGGUCCGACUGCUAGCAACGAGAGCCGCUUCAGUAGAGGAAUAGAUUCCGAGACUUAUCAGAACAGCAGUGUCAGAGAGCAUUUACGUGAAUCUGACAAACAAACUCAGAGUGACACUAGUAAUAAAAAUGAAAGUAAAAUUUCCAAAAAUACUGACAAUAAUACCAGAGACAAGAACUUUGCUGAUUUUUACUAG
Messenger RNA from Tetrapisispora phaffii CBS 4417, 2022 nucleotides. It is a transcript of the gene SGV1, whose product is annotated as cyclin-dependent serine/threonine protein kinase SGV1. Gene Ontology annotation, biological process: protein phosphorylation. The coding region runs from base 1 to 2022 and encodes 673 amino acids. Gene Ontology annotation, cellular component: nucleus. Gene Ontology annotation, molecular function: ATP binding; cyclin-dependent protein serine/threonine kinase activity. The record is from RefSeq and is a predicted model, not a curated record. The transcript has a single exon. NCBI's taxonomy places the organism in Eukaryota, Fungi, Ascomycota, Saccharomycetes, Saccharomycetales, Saccharomycetaceae.